AUGGCCACUACGGCACGGCAUCUAUGUCGGUCGUUGUUUCAGGUCACUCGACAGAUACCUGUUAAGAGAAAAUGUCAAACAGCAGCACAGUCGCAGCUCUUGGCCCAACGACGGCAUCGAGUCACGAGCACAAGCGUACAAUUUCGACAACUCUCGACGUCCUUGCCGCGCCGGGCAGACAAUAACCGAAGGACCAGUGCGUUUGACCAGGACGCAGACGAUGAUGAAGAUGACGGCGAAGACCUGGACCUCAGUCGACCUCCUGAAGGCGGCUACAAAGUCCCCUCCACACCCAUCACCCUCGCCGACCUCGAUGCGGACGAACUGGCCGAUUUCCAAAUGCUCUCGCCCAAGGAUCAAGAGUCAUAUCUGGCGCUGCAGAAUCACUAUGCCGCCGAAUUCGAAGAAGCAGGGAUUGACUUCAAUGCCGAAGACCCAUCAAUGGAGAGGCUUGUCGACAGUGUGGACCGGGAAAUCGGCAAGGAAGUCGAGCCCUUGGAUUUCCCCGAUGUGCCAUUGAAGGGCAAUGAAGUGGGCUUCUGGGCAUUGGACGAACAGGACGACGAAUUCACGCAGGUGGAAGAUGGCGACGAGGAAUGGGAUGAGAGUGCCAUUUCCAGCGUUGCGCACAGCGAGUUGGACCUCCACAGAGAGAUCAGAGAAUAUACGCGGGUUAUUGCAUGGGAUAUGCCAUUAUUACAACAGUUCGCGAAACCAUUCACACCCCCUACAGAGGCCACGCCCCUCCGCUUCCGCUACACCACGUACAUGGGCGAAUACCACCCCGCGGCCCGUAAAGUGGUAGUACAGUUCUGCUCAAAAGACCUACCCAACCUCACGGAAAAGCAACGUCUCAAACUUCUGAAACUCGUCGGCCCGCGCUACAACCCGGACACGGACGUGAUCAAGAUGUCGUGCGAAACCUACGAGGCACCCGCGCAGAACAAGCGGUACCUGGGAGACCUGGUGAAGAAGUUGCUCGACGAGGCGCGCAACGGGAAGGAUAUGAUGGAAGACAUCCCGCUCGACUUGAGGCAUCACAAGCCGGCAAAGAAAAUCGAGUUCCCCGAGGAGUGGAAGUUGAAGCCUGCGAGGGUCAGGGAGCUGGUGAUGGCGAGACAGGAGCAGAAGUUGCUGGGCGAGGCACAAACCGCACAGCAAGGCCAAGUCCUUGACGGCAAGGAAUUGGUGCACGAAUAUGUUCGCGCGCUGGGAAGGCCAGGCCCAGCGCCCUUGAGACAAUAG
Molecule: messenger RNA, 1245 nt
Organism: Fonsecaea multimorphosa CBS 102226
Lineage: Eukaryota; Fungi; Ascomycota; Eurotiomycetes; Chaetothyriales; Herpotrichiellaceae
Exons: 2
Coding region: 1-1245 (414 amino acids)
Biological process (GO): mitochondrial translation
Cellular component (GO): mitochondrial small ribosomal subunit
Molecular function (GO): structural constituent of ribosome
Source: RefSeq, a predicted model, not a curated record